AUGCACAUCAUUGCCACCCUUCUAGCUGGCAUGGCUUCAUUGACGGAGGCUGCAGACUACAUCAAGACCUGCAAGGAGCUACAUUUGACCACCUACGAAGCCCCAUUGAGGCUCAGUGCACUUUGUUAUGACAAUUUGAGGUGGUUGAUGUGCACCGAGCUCGACUUGAACAUGUGCUACGUCAACCAUAAUCACAUCCUCCGUCCUCUUCUCAAUGGAGGUUUUGAAGCCAGCUGUCACGAUUGCAAGUUGACCGGCACUGUCAUGGGGUGCGACUGUGGCGGUGGGUGGACUGAGGUCGAUACAACAUUGAAAAAGGGGUUCAAAGAAUGA
Messenger RNA from Pseudomassariella vexata, 333 nucleotides. RefSeq lists its product as uncharacterized. The transcript is spliced from 3 exons. Bases 1 to 333 code for a protein of 110 amino acids. The record is from RefSeq and is a predicted model, not a curated record. NCBI's taxonomy places the organism in Eukaryota, Fungi, Ascomycota, Sordariomycetes, Amphisphaeriales, Pseudomassariaceae.